UCUAAUUAGAGCUUGAAGGUAAACAAACAGGAUACAUAGAAAGCUAAUGAUCUUGUUUUUCUCAGACCGCUACUCCGUAACACAGAGUAAUAACAAUACUACGAGGGCAGAUUCAAAUCGACUGAUCACCGGGGAUUAAAUUGCUGAGCAAGAUUGCAAAAUCACUUGGCCAAUGUUUAAUAUUUAGAGAGAGAACAGCGGUACUAAUUGCACUUCCAGCCAAUGAGUUAGUGGCUUAUUGAAAACAACUUUAUACUACAUCAAAAUGUCGCAAUUUUAAAAAGCGAUAAUUACCUCCUUUCAUUUCAUUGGUAGACGAUCUUUCUUCAUACUCCGGAAGUAUAUAACAGUUUCCUAGCGCCGACGAUUCAAGCCGACAGGAUUACAAGGAUGAACAACUGGAUCAUUUCAAGUUCUUGACGUUUUUGAAUCGAAAAAAUCACGACUCUCUUCCAUUAUUCUUGAAUAUUUUUCUUCUUUAAUGAGCCAUAAACUCAAUUUGAACGAAAACACCGACUGAUUCAUCUAUAUUCAAAGCUCGCUGACCUCCAGGGGUGUUGAAAUAAUUUUCGAUACGUCGACUAGGGGUAAACAGAAGUGGUUUCCGAUUACUUAUCUACUGAGGUAGAUUAUGUUGCUCUUGAGCUAGCUUUUGAUAUACGCCUUGUGUAAAGCCAAGGUUGUAAGAAUUUCCAAACUGGCAACAAGUGCUGGAGUAUACUACAACUGAUAUUUGCCCUCGGCCGACUUCUAAUGGUUAUUGCUGAAUAGAUAGACGGGUCGCUUUUGAUAAGAGUUUAGAUUACCGAGCUUUCAUUGGUCGGGAUUUUAUCAUUUUGAGCUUGACACGAAGUUGAAAGACGGACACUCUAUAGCACAGGACAUCCCAGAGACGAGAAGCCAUGCUGAACCUACUUCAUAGAGGAAUUUGCGUUAUUUUGCUAUUUUUGAUGCAACAGACACUUAGGAACACCGUGGAAGGCUGGAAGACAAAAGGAUGUGAGAAUCCCGGCGAAAUAAAACGUGGCUAUCGAGUUGGGACUAAUUUCAGUUCAGGAGCAACAGUUGAAUAUUUUUGUGAUCCUGGAUUUCGCCUGGUGUCUGGAUCGCGCCUGCGCACUUGCGAGAACGGAAAAUGGAGCGGUACAUCGCCACGGUGUCGAGACUUGAAUGAGUGUUUGCAAUAUGACGAUCCGUCAUACCGUGCUCGAAGCAAUGACGUGCAAACGCCGGAAGGUUACAUGUGCCAUCCCCUGGCCACGUGCCUCAACUCGAUUGGCUCCUUCAAGUGCAAGUGCAAUGCUGGUUACCAUGGAGACGGGAGGGAAUGCUUUCCCAACUAUCUUUACGGCAUGAGGGAAUUUGUGAUGAAAAGAAGAAACAAACUUUCUGCCUAUGCGUGUGGGACAAUUGUCUCAAGGAACACGUCACGUGUUCGUAGAAUAGUUGGCGGUAAAAUCUCGAAGCAUGGCGCAUGGCCAUGGCAAGCCGCGAUAUACUACGAAAAUGGCG
Messenger RNA from Actinia tenebrosa (Australian red waratah sea anemone), 1512 nucleotides. RefSeq names its product sushi, von Willebrand factor type A, EGF and pentraxin domain-containing protein 1-like. The record is from RefSeq and is a predicted model, not a curated record. NCBI's taxonomy places the organism in Eukaryota, Metazoa, Cnidaria, Anthozoa, Actiniaria, Actiniidae. Gene Ontology annotation, molecular function: calcium ion binding.